This is a messenger RNA of Melitaea cinxia (Glanville fritillary), 1952 nucleotides long. RefSeq names its product lipase 3-like. The transcript has a single exon. The record is from RefSeq and is a predicted model, not a curated record. Bases 100 to 1566 code for a protein of 488 amino acids. Lineage: Eukaryota; Metazoa; Arthropoda; Insecta; Lepidoptera; Nymphalidae.
GUUUGCUAGCUUUUAAUACAAUUAUAGUGAAGUUUGUAUUCAGCUGACGGUCACAGAUACGUAACAUCGGUCGAGGUUAGUUUUAUUUAGCCUCUAAAUAUGAACAUCUACCUCUUUAUAGCGUUAGUUUUAGUUGCCUCGCGUCAGGCGAAAAGCUGGCCGGUUGGAAUCGAUAUUGUACAAAAUUUUAUCGUAAAUGAAACAAUGAAUGUUAAAGAAUUUUUCGAAGAACAAAAAAAUAAAGUGCAAAAAGCAUUCAAUGCGACAUACGAAGACGCGAUACGAGUGACGAAUAGAAUGACAAAUUACGUUGAUGCUCAACAGAAGAAAAUUAGUUCAGAUAUCAAUAAUUAUGUUGAAAGUGUCAAAGAAAGUGGUAGAAAAGUGACGGAUUCGUGGUCUUAUUUACCGACCGAGGAGCCUGGAGCUGUUAUGGAGAAUCCAGAUGUUGUUUUAUCGGUACCGGGGAUCAUCACGCGUCACGGCUACACGUGUGAAACACAUACGGUACUCUCUCAAGGUUAUCUGAUAAACGUUCAUAGAAUACCGUAUCCCAAAAGUGGCGGAAAGAUUUCAAGAAAGACUGUUCUUUUGCAUCACGGCUUGUUCGCUAGUUCUGCGGACUGGAUACUGAACGGACCUGAUAAAGCUCUUGGGUACGUCUUAGCUGACGCUGGUUAUGAUGUUUGGAUGACCAAUAUACGAGGGAAUAAGUACUCCAAGGAGCAUGUGACCUUGAAAAGCGAUUCAAAGUCGUUUUGGAAUUUUUCUUGGCAUGAUGUAGCCUUACACGACGUACCAGCUGUUAUAGAUUACAUAUUAAAGAAUAAAGGAGAAGGUACUACUAUAAAUUACAUAGGACACUCAAUGGGGACUACCAUAUUGUUUGCAAUGCUGACACUGAGACCAGAAUACAACGAGAUCUUAAAAUCUGGCAUAGCUCUAGCACCUGUGGCAUUUUUAACUGAUCUCAAGUCCCCAUUAAAAUCACUGGCGCCCAUAGCAAGUAACAUAGCUUAUAUGGAGAUGCUAUACGGUUCCCACGAAUUUAUUCCCAAGGACUCAGUGCUCGGUAAAAUGACAAGUUCGUGUGAUGCUGAUAGUGUGGAUUCAACUUUGUGUAAAAACGUUAUUUUCUAUAUCUGUGGUUAUAACGAAAAGCAGUUUGAUAAGAAUCUGUUGCCGGUGUUUCUAUCGAAUCUUGGUACUGGGACAUCUUGGAAGACAGCAGUCCAUUUCGCACAGGAAGUGAUGGCAGAUGGUGAAUUUCAGCAGUUCGAUUACGGAUCGAAAGAUAACCAAAAAGUCUAUGGCACAGACAAACCGCCUACUUACGAUCUUUCUAAGAUAUCUCUACAGAUAUCAUUAAUUUGGGCGGAAAAUGAUUUGCUAACAAGUGAAAAGGAUGUGAAAUUGCUUUAUGAAAAGCUACCGCCUACCACGAAAAUAUAUAAAGUUACAGAUCCAGAAUUUAAUCAUUUAGACUUCCUAUGGGCUAUUGACGCGCCUACGUUAGUUAACGAGGAAGUUAUUAGCACCUUAAAUAGAGUGUACUCGGAGUCCUAACUUCAACUUUUUAACUUAAAAGACUUCACUUAGAAAAUAAGAAAAAUAUGAGCCGUUACGUGACGACGACUGGCAGAUGUAAAACUUUUAAUCAACAUUUUUUUUUGUAUACAAAAAAUUAAUUAAAAAAUAUCCUUAAAAUCGUGACAACUGAAUUAUUAUAUAGUAUAGUAUACUACAUAUUAUUAUAUUCUAUCAUAAAGUGUUACGUGCGUUGGCACGGCCCGGCCUGUUAGGUUUACCCUCGCCUGUAGACGUAUCACAUCAAAAAACAAUUAUUUUUGUAUGUGAACAGUAACGUUUACAACAGCCGUGUUAUCGAUGGCCUUGUUAUCACAAUAUAUACAUACCAAAUAAUAGAUAAUAAAUAUAGAUAUAUAAACAUA